GGCGCGGAAGCAAGGUUCAUGUUUUAGACAGAGGAUAGGAGAGAGGAGAGAGAAAGCUCUGCAUCUGCGUUUUCUCUCUUCCCCAUUGGAUCUCACUCCAUUGGACCUAGUGAGAGAGGUGGACUUUUUAGAGAGACAACCAGUAAGGUAGAGUUUUAGAGAGAGAUUAAGGAGAGGGGAAUAGGAGAGAGAAGCAUUUUGAUCUCUGUUUUCUCUUUCUAUUGGAAACUAGUGAGAGAAGGGGGAGAAUAAGGAGAGAGAGAAAUAAAAGCGAGAAAGCUCUGCAACUCUGUCUUCUGUUUCUAUUUCCAUCGAAAAUUAGUGAGAGAAAGAGAUGGUUGCAGGCUGUUUCUCGUCUGAUAGUAUAGUGGUGAAAGCCCCCACUGAUAAGCGUCUUUACAGGAUACUCUAUCUCCCUAAUGGCCUCUGCGCCCUUCUGGUCCAUGACCCUGAGAUUUUGUCAGAAGACCAGAGUUCUGAGCUCUCUUUAACUGAAAAAUCACAAAAAAGUGAUGAAGCACUUGAAAGUUUCAGUGAAGAAGAAGAAGAUGAAGGAGAAGGAGAAGGAGAAGAAGAAGGAGAAGAAGAGGAGGAGGAUGAAGAAGAAGAAGAGGAGGAUGAAGAAGAAGAAGAAGAAGAUGAUGAUGAUGAUGACGAAGAGGAUAAUGAAGAGGAAGGAGAAGAAGAUGGAGAAGAAGUAUUCAAGAAAAAAGGGAAAAAGGGUUAUAGUCCUGGUGUUUCGCCGACAAAAAAGGCAGCAGCAGCUAUGUGCGUUGGUAUGGGAAGCUUUUCAGACCCUCUUGAUGCACAGGGUCUUGCCCAUUUUCUAGAACAUAUGCUUUUCAUGGGGAGCGCUGCAUUUCCAGAUGAGAAUGAGUACGAUAGUUACUUGGCGAAGCAUGGAGGUUCCUCGAAUGCUUACACUGAAACUGAGCAUACUUGUUACCAUUUUGAAGUUAAUCGGGAAUUUCUCAGGGAUGCCUUGAAAAGAUUUUCUCAGUUCUUUAUUUCACCACUAGUGAAGGCUGAAGCUAUGGAACGUGAGGUUUUGGCAGUGGAUUCAGAAUUCAAACUGAACCUACAGAGCGAUGGUUCUCGCCUUCAACAACUACAAUGCCACACGUCAACUCCAGGGAACCCCUUCAACAAAUUCUUUUGCGGGAACAAGAAAAGCCUUAUGGAUGCAAUGGAUAAAGGCAUUGACAUGCGCGAGCAGAUUUUGAAGUUGUAUGAAGAGACCUACCUUGGUGGCCAAAUGAAAUUGGUAGUCAUUGGUGGAGAAUCUCUGGAAACCCUGGAGAGUUGGGUGGUGGAGCUAUUCAGUGAUGUCAGGGAAGGUAAUCGCUUGAGGGAUAAUUUUAAGAACGGGCCAAUAUGGGAUGCUGGUAAAUUAUACUGGUUGGAAGCUGUCAAAGAUAUACAUAUUCUCAAUUUAACUUGGCAAUUGCCAUGUCUUGAUAAAGAGUAUCUGAAGAAGCCACAGGACUACUUGGCUCAUCUUAUCGGGCAUGAGAGCAGUGGCAGCUUGCAUUCUUUUCUCAAACGUAAAGGGUGGGUGACUUCUUUAUCAGCUGGUGUUGGAGAAGAAGGAGUCUACCGAUCUUCUAUAGGUUAUAUAUUUGUUGUAUCAAUAUAUCUCACCGACUUAGGCUUAGAUAAGGCAUUUGAGGUAGUUGGGACUGUUUAUCAGUAUCUUAGAUUGUUAUGCCAAGCAGGUCCACAGUCUUGGGUAUUUAAGGAGCUCCAAGAUAUAGGGAAUAUGGAAUUUAGAUUUGCAGAGGAGCAACCUCAGGAUGAGUAUGCGGCAGAGCUGGCAGAGAACUUACUUUUAUAUCCAGAGGAACAUAUCAUCUAUGGGGAUUAUGCUUUUGAAGUAUGGGAUGAAAGAUUGGUGGAACAUGUUUUGAGCUUCUUAUCACCAGACAAUAUGAGGAUUGAUAUAUUAUCUAAGUCCUUUGAUAAGAAACCGGAAGUUGUCAAAUAUGAACCAUGGUUUGGUUCUCGAUAUACCGAAGAAUCCAUCCAGCCAUCUCUUUUAGAACUGUGGAGAAACCCCCUGGAAAUUGACCCAUCACUGCAUUUGCCUCAAAAGAAUGAGUUUGUUCCUUGUGACUUCUCCAUUCGAAGUUCCCAGGAGUCAGAGGAUCGAGGGGUUUCAGAGAUUCCAAAAUGUAUUAUUGAUGAGCCAAAUAUGAAGCUAUGGUACAAGCUGGACACAACGUUCAAAGUCCCACGUGCAAAUACCUAUUUUUUGAUAACUGUAAAGGAAGCUUACACCUGCAUAAAACAGUGUGUUCUAACUGAGUUGUUUGUGAGUCUUCUUAGAGAUGAGCUGAAUGAGAUUUUGUAUCAGGCUGAUGUGGCCAAGCUGGAGACCUCGUUAUCAAUAUCAGGGGACCGGAUUGAGGUAAAACUUUACGGGUUCAAUGAUAAGCUUCCAACUCUUCUAUCCAAAAUCUUGAGUAUAUCAAGAUCAUUUCUGCCAUCUGAAGAUCAUUUUAAGGUUAUUAAAGAGAAUAUGGAGAGAACAUUUAGAAACUCCAAUAUGAAGCCUUUAAAUCAUUCCUCGUACUUGAGACUGCAAGUCCUUCGUAACAAAUUCUGGGAUGUUGAUGACAAGCUUUCUUGCCUUGCUGAUACAUCUCUUAGUGAUCUUAAAAACGUUAUUCCCAGGCUUCUUUCCCAGUUAUAUAUUGAAGGUAUAUGCCAUGGCAACAUUUUAGAAGAAGAGGCACUUAAUAUUGCCAAUAUAUUCAGAGAUAUCUUUCCAGUACCACCAUUACCAAAAGAAUUGAGACAUGAAGAAAGAGUUUUGCAUCUACCAUCAGGCACCUGCCUUAUUCGAAAUGCUAAUGUCAAGAAUAACUCAGAAGUUAACUCUGUAGUCGAGCUUUAUUUUCAAAUUGAGCCUGAUAAGGGUGUGGAGUCGACUAGAUCAAGAGUCAUGGCUGAUCUUUUUGAAGAAAUUAUAGGGGAACCAUGCUUUAAUCAAUUAAGGACCAAAGAGCAGCUUGGAUAUGUUGUUGAGUGCGACCCACGAAUGACAUUUCGGGUGAUUGGGUUUUGCUUCCGUGUCCAGUCAUCACGUUAUGGUCCGCUCUAUUUACAGGAACGAGUUGACAACUUCAUUGACAAAUUGCAAGAAGUACUGGAUGGACUUGAUCAAAGAUCAUUUGAAAAUUACAGAAGUGGUUUGAUUGCAAAAAAGCUGGAGAAGGACCCAUCCCUUUCAUAUGAGACCGACCACUAUUGGGGACAAAUAUUUGAUAGGAGGUACUUGUUUAACAUGUCGAAAAUGGAAGCCGAGGAGCUGAAACGAAUAGAGAAAGAGGAUGUUAUUGAGUGGUACAAUGCUUACUUUAAGGGCGAGUCUGAGAAGUGUUGUCGGCUUGCUAUUCAUGUAUGGGGGUGCACCACCAACAUGGAAGAAGGUAAACAAGAACAAGCCAAGUAUGGCUGGGUCAUUGAAGAUCUUGAGGCAUUCAAGUUAUCAAGCAAAUUCUAUCCAAGCUUAUGUUGAUUGAAAGCAAUUUUGGGAAUGUUAUUGAUUUUGUUGGGAGACGUUAAUUCGUUUCUCCUCAUGAGAGAUGUGUGUGUGUGUGUGUGUGUGUGUGUGUGUGAGAGAGAGAGAGAGAGAGAGAGAGAGAGAGAG
Amborella trichopoda is the source of this 3652-nucleotide messenger RNA. Its product is annotated as Insulinase (Peptidase family M16) family protein. Gene Ontology annotation, molecular function: metal ion binding; metalloendopeptidase activity. Gene Ontology annotation, cellular component: cytosol. Gene Ontology annotation, biological process: proteolysis. NCBI's taxonomy places the organism in Eukaryota, Viridiplantae, Streptophyta, Magnoliopsida, Amborellales, Amborellaceae. The record is from RefSeq and is a predicted model, not a curated record.